ACCUGACAAUCGUGCUGACUAUCGCUGAGUCGUUUGAUUUUCGCCUAUUCACGUAGUGGUAGACGAUAAACAAUUUUUCGUAUUUUAAUUAUUACUACUGCCGAUCUUUGCAUAACUCUGAGAAAUGAGUUCCAUAGGCACAGGAUAUGACCUGUCUGCAUCGCAAUUUUCGCCAGACGGACGCGUAUUUCAAGUAGAAUACGCUCAAAAAGCCGUGGAAAAUGGAGGGACUGUUAUUGGCUUACGAGGAAAGGAUGGCAUAGUAUUUGCCGUUGAAAAGAUAGUAACAUCAAAACUCUAUGAAGCAGGUGCGAAUAAACGGAUAUUCAACAUAGAUCAGCAUGUUGGCAUGGCAGUCUCUGGUAUAAUAUCAGAUGCGAGACAAAUUGCAGAGACCGCAAGGUCAGAAGCUGCAAGUUAUAAGGCACAGUACGGAGUCGGUAUUCCGCUCAAGUACUUAAACGAAAGAGUCUCCAUGUACAUGCAUGCCUAUACUUUGUACUCUGCUGUACGUCCAUAUGGUUGCUCUGUCCUACUUGGUGCUUAUGAAACAAGCGGUCCAGCAUUGUAUAUGAUCGACCCAUCAGGAGUAUCGUACGGUUAUUACGGCUGUGCAGUAGGUAAAGCAAAACAAUCAGCAAAAACGGAAAUAGAAAAAUUAAAAUUACCAGAGAUGACAUGUAAGGAUCUAGUGAAGGAAGCCGCUCGUAUUAUCUAUCUCGUUCAUGACGAACUGAAGGAUAAACAGUUUGAAUUAGAAAUGAGUUGGAUUGGUGCGCAUACCAAUGGAAGGCAUGAACGCGUACCAGCUGAUCUUAAAACUGAAGCCGAGACAAAGGCACGGCAGGCGAUGCAAGAGGAUUCGGACAGUGAUACUGAGGACAUGUAAAAUGAUAUAUAAAUAUACUGCCGUCGAAAUUCUUUGUAUUGUAAGCGAUAAUUUAAAUAUACAAAUAUGCAAUAGUUCACAAU
This is a messenger RNA of Linepithema humile (Argentine ant), 972 nucleotides long. RefSeq names its product proteasome alpha7 subunit (gene Prosalpha7). Lineage: Eukaryota; Metazoa; Arthropoda; Insecta; Hymenoptera; Formicidae. Gene Ontology annotation, biological process: ubiquitin-dependent protein catabolic process; proteasomal protein catabolic process. Gene Ontology annotation, cellular component: synapse; proteasome core complex, alpha-subunit complex; nucleus. The record is from RefSeq and is a predicted model, not a curated record.